GAAAUUUCCUCGUCGGUCAUGUGUUCGGUACUUCAAGCGCGAUAUAACUGUUUCCAGGUAGAACAAGUGGAGCAUACGCAGGUGGACACCUCGCAUGAGGAUAUGGUGCACGAUGCCCAGACGGAUGCAUACGGGCUACAUCUUGCAACCUGCUCCUCGGAUAAGAAAGUCAAAGUAUUCGACAUAUCUGAUCGGAAGAAGUCGACGCUCAUCAAAACGUUGGAAGGCCAUGAAGGUCCUGUCUGGCAGGUUGCUUGGGCUCAUCCAACUUUCGGCAGCAUACUCGCAUCCUGCUCCUAUGACAAAACCGUGAUCGUUUGGAAAAUGGGUGCAACGCCAGACGAUUGGACGAAUAUCUUCACCUACAAGGAUCACACAUCUUCAGUUAACUCAAUCAACUGGGCUCCUCGAGAAUUCGGCUUGAUAUUGGUUGCCGGGAGUUCCGAUAUGACAGCCUCCGUUCAUACUUGCAUCACCGAAACUCGGUGGGAAUCGGUCAAGAUUGAGUCGCACAACGUCGGCUGUAACGCCGUGAGCUGGGCGCCGGCGUUACAAAACAAACGAUUCGUAACGGGAGGCUGCGAUAAUCUCGUGAAGAUCUGGAAGUUCGACGAAGAAACUCAGAAGUGGAUCAACGAGCACACAUUGGAGGGUCACACGGACUGGGUACGGGACGUUGCGUGGGCUCCGUGCCUCGGACAGGGCAGGAACAUAAUCGCCUCCUGCGGCCAGGACUGCCGUGUUAUCAUUUGGACCCAAGAGAAAGAGGUUUGGCGGAGCAAGGAGCUCUCGAAGUUCCCGGACGUUGUAUGGUUGGUGUCGUGGGCGAUCACCGGAAACGUGCUCGCCGUAUCCGGUGGGGACAAUAACGUUAGUUUGUGGAUCGAAAGGGAGAAUGGGGAAUGGGAUCAAUUCAGUGACGUGACCAGCGUUCCAAUGCCCCAGCCGCUCCCGCCGACCUCGCGCAGUCUGGUGCGGCACAAUGCUGAAGAGACCGAGGACUGAAGUCGUCGCAUGUACUCAACGGUGAAGGAGAGUGAUCGGGUCAUCAAAGAUCGGAGAGAUUAGGUACAUCGUUCCCAUGGCCCAGCUACGGCUGCCAACUCGAACUCGUCCGUGGAUCCUCCUCCUCUCCUCUCUGAAGCCGGAAACACUGCCGUUGCCGAAACCUGUUUAUUGUUUCUGCAAUUUUCGUCCAUACACGUUUCUCUGACUCUGAGUUUUUUGACGUCUGCCGGCAAAUGAAUUGACGACAUGAUCGGCGCUAUUCGUCGAACUCGUCAUUGCGAGACGCUUCUGACUUUGGUCGCGGGCUUGCCGUGUAUCUCUAUCGCUGCGUCGAAGUCGCGAGCCCCACUCAUGCGCAUCAGUACAGUACA
Messenger RNA from Galendromus occidentalis (western predatory mite), 1379 nucleotides. RefSeq names its product protein SEC13 homolog. The record is from RefSeq and is a predicted model, not a curated record. Gene Ontology annotation, cellular component: nuclear pore outer ring; COPII vesicle coat. The coding region runs from base 19 to 1005 and encodes 328 amino acids. Gene Ontology annotation, molecular function: structural molecule activity; protein binding. The transcript has 5 exons. Lineage: Eukaryota; Metazoa; Arthropoda; Arachnida; Mesostigmata; Phytoseiidae. Gene Ontology annotation, biological process: positive regulation of TOR signaling; COPII-coated vesicle budding; protein import into nucleus.